Molecule: messenger RNA, 4482 nt
Organism: Daphnia pulex (common water flea)
Lineage: Eukaryota; Metazoa; Arthropoda; Branchiopoda; Diplostraca; Daphniidae
Exons: 8
Coding region: 2469-3725 (418 amino acids)
Biological process (GO): sensory perception of taste
Cellular component (GO): membrane
Source: RefSeq, a predicted model, not a curated record
UCGAUAUUUAAAGACAACGGUACUUCCGGCUCUAGUUUUAAGGAAGGUAAGAAAGUGACGUCAUAUAUCAUUGUAGCACAGAGGCAGUAGUGACCUCAUGUUCAGAUUUUUUUUUAAGGGUGUGCCGGUUUCAACUUUAGUCUAUAAUGUCCCGGCAGAAAUACUUGAUCCACAGCCGGUUGGAUCGAGUAUUUCUCCCACUCAAAAUUACUUGUCGCGCCACACGUCUUUCAUUUGAUUAAACGCUCACCUUGCCGUUAUUGGAAAAUAGUAGUCAUAUUUCCAUGGUUACACAAACCCAACAGAAGUGGGAUCAACAAGCAAUACAUUUUCCUCACUCUUCCUUUAGUUUUAACCAUAAAAGCACAGAAGAAAUUUUAGCGCAAACAAAAAUGUCUGUUUUUGAGCAGCUACGCCCUUUCGUUAGCUUUUGCCAAGCUUGUGGCAUGAUUCCUUUUACUAUCGAACAAAAUUCAGUUACCAACAAAUUUACGAAAUUUACCUUUUCUUUCAGACAUCUCACUACCUGGUGGUUUUUUCUAGUUAUGGUUAUGGAAACUGUAGUUAUGGGCGUGAUGGGAUACUUCUCUUUCAUUCACGUAUUCUUUUUACUAAACGGUCAAAAUUUGCCCAUCACUGUAAUUAUCCUUUUAUUUGUAAUUGGAAUGUCUUACUUCGCUCAACUACUCUUAUCUCGUUGGGUCGUUCUCCACUACCGUCAACUACGAAAUGCGAUCGAAACCAUUCAAGAAGUGGAGAAACUUUUUGGAGAGAAGUUUAUUUCUCAGCACAAGAGCUCCGUUACGACACGAUUUAUUAUCGGCUUUGUUCUCGUCGUUAUUUCGGCUAUAGGAACUUUGACCCUAUCUACUUCGAUUCACCGACAGUUUCCAUCAUUGAUUUACACGAAUAACGUCUUUGCUUCAGUUGCCACAUUUUCCACUUUAGCAUUUAUCUACUUGUUAUUUGAAUCUACAUUUUUUUUCUUUCACAUGUGUUAUUACAUAAUCGCUUACUAUGUCCAACUUCUGAUCAUACGCUCAGAUGCCGAAGAUCAAACAAUUUCGCAGAAGAAGAAGGAGAAUAUGGGAGUGUUGAAAGAAAACACCCUGAUUUUGAAUUACCUUUGUCGAGCCUCUCAGGAAUUAAAUGGAAUUUUUUCCGUUCCUGUUUUUAUUUUGUUGACUGCAAAAUUCAUCUCGGUCGUCACCACUGCUUUCGCAUAUAUUUACAACUGUUUUAUUCGUUCAAACGUUGUCUUGGAUAGUUACAGUUGGCUGUUUCUUUUCACGUGUUUCACUGAUUGGAUCAAAAUAAUGAUCCUUCUUACCACAGCUGACAUGGCCGCUAAUCAGGUUUUUACGCAACAAUUUUAAACGCGCUUGGUUACCUUAUUUUGUAUUGUCGCCAGAUUCGUCUUUUCCACGACAAAGUUACCUCAAUAUCAUCUUAUGGAUUGUCUCAUUCGUUGGCCGAAAAAAUCUCGGUUCGUUUCUUUUUGAAAAUUUCUUUUUGAAGGGAAAUAAAUAAUCAAUGAGGUUUUACAAACGCAUUUUAGUUAAUGACUUCCCUGGUGCAGAUUGACGAAAAUCGUGUCCGAUUGUCAGCUGCUGGACUGUUUAAGGUGGGGAUGCACCUUGUUCCGGCUUUGGCAGGUGCUGUAGUGACGUACAUGGUUAUCCUCCUUCAAAAUUAGAUCACCCUAUCAGAACGGUUGAGAAAAGGAAAAGUACUCACAUAGAAAUUCGUACAUUUUGAAAAAUAUAUCUAUCUGGGACACAAAACAAAAGCUAAUAAAAAAUUUGACACUGAUAAUUGUGAUUCUUGUCAUAAUGGCUGGCCUUAAAAAUUCCAUGGGGAAUUAAACGUGCGAAUAUGACGUCUUCAUCGCACCAGAGAGGACGAUCGUCUCCCAUUUUGGUUUCAUCAAUGAAUAUCGUCUCUACACUCGCAACAAUAAGACGGCUGACGAUCUGCAGUCACUCAACAGAGUGAAACCUAAAUUGUAACUUGUUUAAAAAUGAAUCAUCAAUUCAGCACACGAAACAUUGGAGAUGCUAUAAAUUACUAUACUGCGUUUUUAAUCAAUUGGGGUGCACGCAAUGAUGUGCACGCAUGAUGAAUGAUUGAUUGGACAGACAUGAUUGGAUUAAACUAUUUAUUGGCGUUUGUGGAUUUCUAUUUUGCGUUGAGAGAGGCUUUUUAAUUCGUGAAAAUGGGUCGAUGGAUAAACGCAAACAUUUGUUUUCGGUUGACAUGGGUGUUGAAUGCCAUCGCAAUUUGAUGAGCACCAGAUAAUUUGUGUUUGCAUGUUUCUUUUUAUGCUUUAAUAAUCAAAACGAUGAAAUAUGUAGACCACAAUGAAGUACCCUUUUGUUGGAAUGUCUAGUACACUAAUAUAGCUGCUGCAGUGUAGUGAAACCUGGCAUUAAAGGCGGUGGUAGGGCGGUAAACAGUAGCAACUAAAAAUGCGUGUCUUUCUCCAACUACGGCCGUUUGUUUGGUUUUGUCAAUUCUUUGGCAUCAUUCCUUUCUUUAUGGUAAUCGACGAUUCGCCUGCCAAGACUUUCAAAAAGUUUUCCUUCUCCUUACGUCAUCCGGUGACGUGGUGGUUCUCAUUUCUCUUCAUUUCCCUAACAGUGCUCCCGGUUUUAGACAUCCAAGUUAUUUGGCGAAUCCUCUAUCACGCAGAUGAUGUGCCAACCCAUAUAGGCCUACCCCCCAUCUUCAUAAGCUUUAUUCUACAAGAGCAUGUGUUUUCCUUUAUCUUACUUGCUUCGGCACGCUACCUGAUUUGCAAACACGCUUGCAUACGUCGGGCUGUAUCUUUGGUGCAAAAGGUCAACAAUGAACUUAUGGUGGAGGAUAUGCCAUCAGAAUACAUCCCCGCAGUGCGGAAACAUGUCAUUGCGGCCAUCCUUUCCCCAUUGAUUGCUAGCAUUUCCGUGCUGGUUUCAAAUCCAGUUAUAUUCAACUCGAAAAUUCAAUUUUCCGGCUUGUCCUUUGCUGUUUUGAAUUUAAUUUCCCGAUGCUUCAUCAUUAUUCUGGUAAUGGGCUUAAUUUUGCUCUGUUACCUUUGCUACUAUAUUGUCUCUUGGUACAUCCGGCUUAUUGCCUUGAACUUGGAACGACCGCAACUGCUUCCGGAAGUGGAAAUGCGUUUGGAAAACGUCUCGGAAACAAGAAAAACUGCUUGGAGUACAGUGAGGGAUACCAACACGAAACAAAAACUGAGGAAAAGCAAAAGAAUGUUUGGAUAUUUGUGCCAGGCGCUCGUCGAACUGAAUAAAGCGUUUUCAUUCCCCGCGUUAGUUUUCUUAACGCUCAGGUUGAUUUCAUCAGCGUUUAGUCUCUACGUUGCCAUUAGCGGACUCUUGAACGCAGAUAAUUUAAUCUUUCGAGCUUUGAUUCCCGCUUUUGCCAUGAUAUCCAUCGUUGGUAUCUUUGGUAUUCUAAUUAUAUUCAGAGCUGCAGAUUUGCCAAUAAUUCAGAUGCGAAAACUGCGCGAUAACAUCUUUUGCAUUUUGACCGAAAAAAAUGAUCUUGACAUGAAUAUGAAAUUGGAGGCGGUGGCAUUUCUCCAAGUUAUUUCCGAGGAAAGAGUUCGUUUGUCAGCUGCAGGACUUUUCUCGGUCGGCAUGAAUGUCGUACCAUCUGUAAGCUGUUUUUCCUUUUAUAAGUUGGUUAACUUCGUCUGUACACUUUUAUUUGUUUGUCGCAUUUAGUUGACUGCGGCGAUUAUAACUUACCUUAUCAUCUUACUUCAAACCAAACUGGUUUAGUCUUCAAUCUUCAUUACUCCGAUGGAUGGAACACUCAAAAUAUUUGCUUGAAACAAAAUUGUAACACUGCUUGUGUGUGGUUUAUUUUCACCCUAUCUAUUGAUUUAAAAUUACACGAAACCAAACUAAUUAUUUCAGUAGUGGGCCUACAUUGUCUUAAAUAUAUCGUACUUCAUUCGAUAUUUAAAGACAAUGGUACUUCCGGCUCUAGUUUUAAGGAAGGUAAGAAGGUUACGUCACUUAUUAUUGUGGCCAGAGAAGCAGUAGUGACCUCAGGUUCAGAUAUUUUUAAGGGUGCGCCGGUUUCUGCUUUAGUCAGGGAAGUCACGGAAGUGUUGGAGAGGAUCUCGGUUUUAUUUUCCUGAUUUGAUGUUGAUGCAUCGAUGGAAUCCUUGGCAGCUUGAACGGGGGUUUUGGUUACGUCGGCGAGGUGUGGCGGUGAUGGACCUUCUUCUUUUGAAUUUUGAGAUUCUGACGAUUCGUCCGAUUCAUCUGAUUCAUCUGAUUCGUCAGAUUCUUUAUCAACUUCCUUGGAUUCGGAAAUCUGAACAGGAUCAGUCUUAGAGGGCGUAGCUAUUUUGACUGGAGCCGGAGCAGAACUAGAUGUUGGAUGACUAAUUUUGACGUUUGAAUUUGUUACGCUGGGAUCGUUCGGAAUUGGAACUGUCAUUCCGGCAGCUACAAGUAAAGGGAGCAGGAA